Mytilus californianus (California mussel) is the source of this 3896-nucleotide messenger RNA. RefSeq lists its product as uncharacterized. The transcript has 6 exons. The coding region runs from base 160 to 1605 and encodes 481 amino acids. The record is from RefSeq and is a predicted model, not a curated record. NCBI's taxonomy places the organism in Eukaryota, Metazoa, Mollusca, Bivalvia, Mytilida, Mytilidae.
GUGAUUGAUUGAUGGGCCACAAAAAAAAAAAAAAAAAAGAAGCCCACACGAAUGUGGUGUAACUGGCUUCAAGACAAGCUGUCAUUGAAAAUCAAGAGUAAUUUAUAGGGUAAAAUUUAAUUAUCGAGAGAUCUGUUCAAGUUUAAGGAAAUUCUGAACAUGCAUGUAAGUCAACGUAAAGAUUACCACAGACCUGAAAGGAUUAAUCUCAAGAUUAAUUUCCAUGCGGAUGCUAAACUGAAAGAGUCUGAGUCAUAUGAGGGAGAUGUUAAUGGCAAACAUUCCAUGUCAAAGUCUCCAGGAAAUGAAACCAAGAGAAAGUGGCAUGAGAAAGUCAACAAGUGGCAAUUCAAAAAAGACAAACAAGACAAAUUGAGAGAAAAGCAUGAACCUUACACUUCAGAAGCAGAAUACAAAACAACCUUUGGGAGACCAGCCAUACCACAUGACCCCCUAGACAAUGGAAGAAAAGAAUUGGGUAGACGUUCUCAAAUACUAACACCACCCAAUAGGAAUGUAGAAAAUGAGAUGGAUACACGAUCUCUCAUGCUCACACCACCCAAUACAAACAGGCCAACAAAUCAAGAUAGAGAAUGGUUCAAUCUAUCAAAAUUUAAGAAAUCUGGUAUCAAGAAAGACUUACCUGAUCAACUAGUUACAGCCCAUUCACACAUACCGACAGUGGCAAACCAUUCAAACAGACUAGCAGUGCAAAGCCAUACACACGGACCGGCAAUGUCAAGCCAUUCACAUGGACCAGCAAUGUCAAGCCAUUCACAUGGACCUGCAAUGUCUAACCAUUCACACCGACCGGCAAUGUCAAGAUAUUCACAUGGACCGGCAAUGGCAAGCCAUUCACAUGGACCAGCAAUGGCAAGCCAUUUAAACAGAGCAAAAAUUCAUAACAGACCAACAAUUCCAAUCCAUUCAAACAGACCAACAAUUCCAAUCCAUUCAAACAGACCAACAAUUCCAAUUCAUUCAAACAGACCAAUAAUUCCAAUCCAUUCAAACAGCCUUGCAAUGGCAAGCCAUUCACACUCACCAGCAAUAGAAAGCCAUUCAAACAUACCAGAAAUGGCAAGCCAUUCACAUCUUUAUCAAAAGGAAAGCAAUUCAAAUAGACCACAAAUGGCAAGCCAUUCACAUCUAUAUCCAAUGGAAAGCCAUUUAAACAGACCAGAAAUGGCAAGCCAUUCACAUCUAUAUUCAAAUGAAAGCCAUUCAAACAGACCAGAAAUGGCAAGCCAUUCAUAUCUAUAUCCAAUGGAAAGCCAUUCAAACAGACCAGAAAUGGCAAGCCAAUCAAACAGACCUGUAAUUUCAAUCAAAUCAAACACACCCACAGUGACAAGCUAUUCACGUCUACCAUCAAAGGCAAGCGGUUCAAACAGACCAACAAUUUCAGUCCAUUUAAACACACCGGUAGUGACAAGCCAUUUGAAUAGGCCGACAAUGGCAAGCCAUUCAAACAGACAAGAUUUUUCUAGCCAUUCAAACAGACCUGAUUUUGCAAGCAAUUCAAACAGACCCCUAAUGGCAAACCAUUCAAACAAACUUCCAACGGGAAGCCAUUCAAACAGACCAAUUCGUUCCCAUCUUUAAAAACCUCCAUGGGGCAUAUAGUGCACAGCAUUUUUCAGAAAUACAAUUUCGCUGGUGUUUAUGCCUAGAGGGUCUUUUCUAUCUUAAAGUAGUGUCAUAUACCAUCUCUCUUGUAGUGUACUGACGAUGAGUUAAUUAACCAAUUUUCUCUUUUUAUUGUAUCAUUCUUGUACUUAUAUCAUACUCACGGUGUAGCAGAAAUAGUGUUUAUAUAACUAGAAUACCAGCAAGAUUAUUUUUUUGUAGUAAUGACUAACUAAACCAAAAAAGACCUGACACCUUGUAACAAAUUAGACAUUAAUUUAUUAGUUGGAUAAAUUCUUAAAACAUGACACCAAUAUAAGAAUCAGUUACAAUAAUUGUAAUGUUAAUAUUAGCUACUUCUUAAUAUGAUUAUGGUAGCACUAGCACGGCUCAUAUAGACAACUUUCAAGUUAAUCAUUUCUAUUGAAGUUUUCUGGUUCAUUUUCGACUUUGAUCAUGUAUUACCAAAAAUUUUUGGAGCUAGCUCAAUUCAGGUUUAGAUUGCAUGAAUUUUAGUUAACGAAGCACUUUGAAAAUAUAACUGAGCUGAUAUUGGUAGAAAUAGUUAUAAUUAAGGUUUAAUUAAAUGAAUACCAGGGGUUGACCAGACAUGUAAGACUUUUAGAGAGUUAAAAGAUGUUGGGAAAUAUGUCCUCGGAUUUAAAACAAUUUCAUUGUUAUGGCUAUACAAAUCUUACAUGCAAACAAAUAACUGACGAUUGGACUAUUCCUAUAAAUGGCAUCACUAAUAUAACCAUAACAACACCUAUUUGACAUGAAUCUUUAGAACUAGACAAUGUAUUUAAUCUCAAGAAAAUGGAUAAGAUGUUACAGUAAUGGGAUGAUAAUUUAGGAGUUUGAAGCAGACACACUUGAGUCUUUGAGGGAAAGACAAGGACUCAUUGGCUAUGAUGGAUUAAGGGUCAUUGGAACCAGUAGAUUUAUUUGGCAGACAUUGAAAUUUAAAUAUUUAUGGAAAUAAAAAAAAAUGUCGUGGGAACUUAUUGAUUGAUGAGAUGUACUAUAUACACUUAAGCUAGAUGAUGAAGAGGACAAAUUAAAGUCAGUUAAUUGAUGAUGGGAAAGAUGCUGAGGAAAAUCAAAUACAUCUAAAAUGCUAAACCCAGUAAGUAGAUACCAAUAGUUUAACAUAGGCAGUGCAAAGAAUGAAUAUAUUGAUGCUGAGGCAAAUCAAAUACAUGUACAAUGCUGAUCACAGUCAGUGGACACCAAUAGUUGAACACAAGUAUUGCAAAGAUUGAAAAUGCACAGGUACUGAAGAAAAGUUUCAGGAUUUUGAAAAACAAACUAUGAAGGAGCAAAUCUUUUCAAUGUUUGUUUGAUUUCCAGAAAAGCAGCAUUUGGAUCUACAUAGUAUGCCGGUUGUUGGACUCAGAUUCAACUUUCUUUUGAUAGAUAUAACAAGAUGUGGUAUGAGUGCCAAUGAGACAACUCUCCAUCCAAGUCAAAAUUUAUAAAAGUGAACCAUUAUAGGUCACAGUACGGUCUUCAACACGGAGCCUUGGCUCACAACGAACAGUAAGCUAUAAAGGGCCCCAAAAAAAUUGUUUUCUUACACAUGAAUAUAAUUUUCUAAAAACUCAGUGUCAAUCAACUGUGAAGGAUAUGUCGCUGUUUAUUCCAAGUGGAGCUUCAUGGUAUGGUAGAUUUGAAACAAAUCAUUUGACUUAUGAAAACUAUUUUGUAGAGAUCAUAACUUGAAAUGUUUUAUACAGUGUAUCAUCCGAAUCGUGUGAUCAAGAGAUGUUGACACCAUCUAUUCUUCUUUACAGCUGGACAAUAACCCGUUCACCAUAUUCAUCAGACAUUGCCGAAAAUCUUGACGAGUUAACAGUACACACUUCUACUAUUUUUAUCAAAACAUGAUCUUUUCAAACAAUUUCAAAGCAGAUAUAAAAACGACUGUUUGGCCGCAUUAAGAGAAUUUCACAAGAAAACCUGAACAAACAAUCAAAAUAUCAAAGUGGGCGAUAGUGUCUAGUUUCACGAUGAAUCACUGAUGAUAACAUGGGAAAUUGGUGUCGUAGAACUUUUUUUAUGGAAAAGAAAAGAUGUAAGAGAUCAUUGAAAUUUGGAAUAAAGAAUGGAUUAAUGAGUAGUCUUAUUUGAAAACUUUAUCAGUUGAAGGUUUCGAAUUCUACAAUGCCAACAUAUGAAAGAAGAGCGUAAAUCAAAAUCUCCAGCCAAACUCAAGAUUCUUAAAUGGACUGCGUAGUAUGUCAUUAAAAUAAACAUUGCAAAUAGUG